Messenger RNA from Rotaria sp. Silwood1, 852 nucleotides. NCBI's taxonomy places the organism in Eukaryota, Metazoa, Rotifera, Eurotatoria, Philodinida, Philodinidae. The record is from the annotation of a GenBank genome assembly.
AUGAAUAAACCAAAUAUAUACGCAUUUCCACAACCAAUUUUAACUGAAGAGCCUUCAACAUUAUUAGGUACAAUACGUAAUUUUGUAUCUAAUAUAAUUGCACCAUUUCAACAAGAAUAUCGCUAUUGGCCAUGGACAAAAAUAGGAACAGUCAUUGUUGUAUGUGUUGGUUCCUAUACACUUUAUAAAUAUUUACCUGGACCUUAUCGACGUUAUUAUAUGUCAUCAACGAAGAAUUUUUCUCUUCGUUAUAAUAAAGCACUUCAUUUAGAAAAAGAAAAACUUUUUGAUGAAUUAAAAUAUGUGAAAAUAAGAGAAGAAGGAAGACGACUUCAAGUAGUUGAAAUUGGUGCCGCACAUGGUGCUAAUAUGCAGUAUUAUCCUCCACAUCUUGUUGAAGUUAUUUGUGUUGAACCAAUGAGAGAAUUUGAAAAAUAUUUAACACAAACACUUCGACAAAAUUCACAUGUUAAAUGUAGAGAAUUAUUAGUAGGUAGUGCAGAAAAUAUUUCUGUUAUUCGAGAUGAUCAAGUUGAUGCAGUUGUAUCAACUUUAACACUUUCUUGUUGUAAAAAUAUUGAUCAAACAUUACGUGAAAUUCGUCGCAUUCUUAAGCCUGGUGGUGUUUUUCUCUAUAUGGAAAAUAUUCGUUCGCCGAAUACUUUCUUUGCUGCUAUUCAAUAUCUUUGCUCACCAAUAUAUAAAUUACUAUUUGGUAUUUCAUUAACAAGAAAUAUUCCGGAACAUAUUGAACGAGCACAUUUUAAUGGUGGUAUAACACAACAUAUAUUUAUUGCACAUGGUAUUCCAUUUCUUUUAAGUCCCCAUGUAUCGGGUAUUGCACGAAAAUGA